Messenger RNA from Linderina pennispora, 337 nucleotides. RefSeq lists its product as uncharacterized. The coding region runs from base 47 to 304 and encodes 85 amino acids. The transcript has a single exon. The record is from RefSeq and is a predicted model, not a curated record. NCBI's taxonomy places the organism in Eukaryota, Fungi, Kickxellomycota, Kickxellomycetes, Kickxellales, Kickxellaceae. Gene Ontology annotation, biological process: mitochondrial respiratory chain complex IV assembly. Gene Ontology annotation, cellular component: mitochondrial inner membrane; mitochondrion.
CUCUCCCUGAAAAUACAACUACUAUCUAUAUUUUUGACAUUUGACAAUGGGCGGACCAGGUCUCGAGGUUGCGAAAUUCACCUUCUACGUGUUCAUGCCCAUGGCCUUCAUGGUGUACUUUGGCGGGCCGGGCUUCUACGAGCGCUACGUGGCCGACGAAGCCUUCAAGUUCAACCCGCCGCCCAAGAUGAAGAUGCCCACGGAGCCCGGCGAUGUACAGCGUGCGCUCGACCAGCUGCGCGCCGACCGCGAGGCUCGCCGGCUCGCGCGCGAACAGGUCAUCUCCCAGAUGUCCAAAGAAUAGACCACUUUAUUAAAUAAAACAACAUCAACCUUA